AGUCUCCAAAGCAUCCCUCCUCCAGAUCCUGGGAAGCUGGUGGGCAGCUGGCCCCCUCUCCCCCUCUCUCUCCUGCAGUGUUGGGGGCAGGGAGGCCGCCUGGCGCAAGCGGGGAGGAAGGGAGGGAUUCUUUCUUCCUCCCUCGGCUUCCAGGAGGAACCGCCCCCACGUGGCUGCACUGGCCUUCCUCCCCUCCCUCCCCCCAACCCUCCAGCCAGCCUCCUCCUCCUUCCAGCCAGAGAGCAGCACAUUAGCAGCAGCACCAGCAGCAGCGUACCUCUGCUCCCCCCCAGCGGCAGCCAGCCGCCUGCUGCCAGCCAGCCCAGCUGGAGACGGGGGCGGUGGCUGCCGUCGCAAGCCAAGAGGGAGCAUUGCGGACAAUGCCUGGGCAGUCUCCGCACUUCUCCUCGCCUUCUCCGAAGGAGGAGCAGCAGCAGCAGCCGUGCACCACGCAGGAGCUGCCGCAAUGACAGCCGGUGCAGCAGCCGGGCAGCGGCCACCGGCGUGAAGGGACCGUGGUGGGCGCCUCGGCAAGAUGAACGCCUCCCUGGAUGGCGGCAGCCCCGGGAAUGGGAGCGGCGGGGGCGGGGGCGGUGGGGAAAGUGGCGGGAGGCCCUUCUGCCUGCUGGCGGCCGGCUACCCGGACAGCCUGGACGUCUGCCUGCUGGAGGCCAUCAUCAUCGUCUUCCUGACCGUCCUCAUCAUCUCGGGCAACCUGGUGGUCAUCUUCGUCUUCCACUGCGCGCCGCUGCUGAACCACCACACCACCAGCUACUUCAUCCAGACCAUGGCCUACGCCGACUUGCUGGUGGGGGUGAGUUGCCUGGUGCCCUCCCUCUCCCUGCUCCACCACCCGCUGGCCUUCCUGCCCGAGGCGCUGGUCUGCAAGGUCUUCGGCUACGUGGUCUCGGUGCUGAAGAGCGUCUCCAUGACCUCGCUGGCCUGCAUCAGCCUGGACCGCUACAUCGCCAUCACCAAGCCCCUCAGCUACAGCACGCUGGUCACCCCCUGCCGCCUGCGGGCCUGCAUCCUCCUGCUCUGGCUCUACUCGGGCGCCGUCUUCCUGCCCGCCUUCUUUGAGUGGGGCAAGCCCGGCUACCACGGGGACAUCUUCCGCUGGUGCGCCGACUCUUGGGAUACCCGGGCCGUCUUCACCCUCUUCAUCGUGAUCCUGCUCUACGCGCCGGCCGCCUUGGUGGUCUGCUUCACCUACUUCAGCAUCUUCCGGAUCUGCCAGCAACACACCCGGGAGAUCAACGAGCGGCGGGUGCGCUUCAGCUCCCAGGAAGGGGAGGCGGCCGAGGGCCAGCCGUGCCCGGACAAGCACUACGCCAUGGUCCUCCUGCGCAUCACCAGCGUCUUCUACAUCCUUUGGCUCCCUUACAUCAUCUACUUUCUCUUGGAGAGCUCCUCCAUCUACCACAGCCGCCUGGCCGCCUUCCUGACCACCUGGCUGGCCAUCAGCAAUAGCUUCUGCAACUGUGUCAUCUACAGCUUGUCCAACAGUGUCUUUCAGAAAGGGUUGAAGCACCUCUGGGGUGCCCUUUGCACCCCUUGCGGCCGGCACCGGUCGGCCAAGGACUCUUCUGCUGCCUCUCGCAGCAAAAGACCCUCCAACGGCUGUCACGUCUGACCAGGGGGGGGGGCUGCCCUGAACUCAAGACAUCCAGAUGUGCAAAAAGAGAAAGAGGGAGAGAGAGAGAGACCCAUGUCCUUCUCCCUGGGAAUGCUGCAGUUUUCCAAGGAUUUCGGGAGGAUUUCCACCAGCACGGGGGGGGGGGGCUGCCCCCGGGUUUCCACCAGCACGGGGGCUGCCGCCGGGUUUCUGGGUUCCGCCUUCUUCAGGAAGGUCCUGGUGGGAAGCAGGAAACGUCCACUUUGACCAGGGGGG
Messenger RNA from Crotalus tigris (Tiger rattlesnake), 1891 nucleotides. It is a transcript of the gene GPR21, whose product is annotated as G protein-coupled receptor 21. The transcript has a single exon. Bases 536 to 1633 code for a protein of 365 amino acids. Gene Ontology annotation, biological process: G protein-coupled receptor signaling pathway. NCBI's taxonomy places the organism in Eukaryota, Metazoa, Chordata, Lepidosauria, Squamata, Viperidae. Gene Ontology annotation, molecular function: G protein-coupled receptor activity. Gene Ontology annotation, cellular component: membrane. The record is from RefSeq and is a predicted model, not a curated record.